This is a messenger RNA of Hansenula ciferrii, 771 nucleotides long. It is a transcript of the gene OAR1, whose product is annotated as 3-oxoacyl-[acyl-carrier-protein] reductase (NADPH). Gene Ontology annotation, molecular function: oxidoreductase activity, acting on the CH-OH group of donors, NAD or NADP as acceptor. Bases 1 to 771 code for a protein of 256 amino acids. The record is from RefSeq and is a predicted model, not a curated record. Lineage: Eukaryota; Fungi; Ascomycota; Saccharomycetes; Phaffomycetales; Wickerhamomycetaceae. The transcript has a single exon.
AUGUCGUUUAUUCUCAAGAGAUUCAAUUCCACCUCAUCAUUGUCAUCACCGUCAUUGAUUGGUAAAACAGCAGUUGUAACUGGUGGUUCUCGUGGACUAGGACUCCAUAUUGCUAAGAAGCUAUCGGAACAAGGAGCUAGCAUCAUUUUAGUAUCACGCCAAAAGGACGUUUUGAGGCAUAAUUUGAAACAUGAGUUGUCAAUAAUAUCCAAUAACCAGGAACAUGGGUAUAUACAAUGUGAUCUAUCAGAUACAGGCUCAAUUUAUGAAACUUUUUUAUCAGCAAAUCAAUUGAAGAAAGCAUCAAUAUUGAUCAAUUGUGCUGGUGUAUCACAAAACUCUUUGUUAUUUUCUACCCCAUCAUCAUUAGUUUCUAAGAUUAUUGAUACUAAUUUGACUUCAUCAAUUAUUUUAUCCCAAAUACUUUUGAAGCAAUUGAUGAAAAAUUCGCCAUCUUCAAUUAUAAACAUUUCAUCUGUUUUAGGACUGAAAGGGUUCAAAGGAACCUCAGUAUACAGCGCUUCUAAAGCUGGGAUAGUAGGAUUCACCAGGGCUUUAGCUGUUGAAAUGGGAUCUAAAAAGAUAAGAGUCAAUAGCAUAUCACCUGGUUUAAUUAAGGAAACAGAAAUGGGAAAGGGUUUACAUUAUGAUAAUGCAUUGCAAAAAGAAGGAGUGCCAUUAAAUGAUAUAAGCAAUACUGUGCUGUAUUUAUUGGAGAAUGAAAGCAUCACUGGCCAAAACAUUGUUGUUGAUAAUGGUAUUGUGAUCUAA